AUGAAUCUUAGAGAAAAUAUUGCGGAUUUGUCAACCAAUCAAGGUAAUAUUUUGGACAGAUUAGAACAUGUCACUUCUCAUGAAGUCUCUGAAGAGGAAUCUGAAGAUGUGUUCGAUAUUUCGUGUGAAGAAAUUGAUGAGCAGAAGUUAUUUAAUUGUUACAAAAAUGCUACAAUUUGACAUGAAGAAGAGCAAAAGGCUCAUGAUGAGAAUCAACAACCUGAUAAUGGCAUUCCAAGCAAAGGAGAAGUUUGAAGUAUCAGUUCAGACCUUGAAUGGGUCGAUAUUUCACUAGAGAAUCGGAAAGAUUCUUCUAAAAUAUCAGAGAAAGAUGACUCUUUUGAUAUAAAAGUCUUCAAUCAACCAGUCCAUCCUUCUGAUAUCAUCAAGAAAGAUAAGAUCCAAGUGACCCCUUUCAGGGCUAAUUCUUGCUUGGAAUCUAGUGGCUUAAAGAACAAUUGUCAGGACUCUUUAAAGCUCGACAAAAAUAAGGUCUCGGAUCCUGAGUGAAAGCAAUUUAAUGGAGAUGUAGACCUAUUUCUGAGUAUAUACUGCUCCACAGCUGAAAUCAAUCAGACUUGCACCAAAGAUAUGAAGUCAAAGCGAGAGGAACUGAUACAUCUGCGGAAAGAGAACCAAAAAUUAGAGGCACAAACAGAGGCACUCAGAAAGAAUAUUUUAAGUAUUGAGGAUCAAAGUCUGCACCUAAACUCUGAGCUAGAAGAGUCUGAGAAAGCAAAUAGCAGUGAAAUUGAUAUUCUUGAAGCUCAAAUCUUGGAUCUACAGGAAUCCGAAAGCCGACAGAGCUCCUUGCUUGAGAAAAAAUCAGUGGAGAUUCAGCAGUUGAACCAAAAUUUGCAAGUAAUCCUAAAGAAGAAGGUAGAAAUAUCUAACAAGGUUCACUCAGAAAAGAAAUCUAGAGCUCUUCUAAAUUCUCAAUUUGUUAAGACAAAUGAAAAAUUAGAAGUUUGCUAUGAUCAGAAGAGAGGGAUUCUGAGAACCCUCAAGAGAAUUCAGGAACAAAGAGACCGGAUUGUAGCCGAGCUUGAGCAGUAUAAAUCUAAAUGCACAGAUCUCCAAAGCAAACUUGACUCUACUCAAACUGAAUUUUUCACUGCCAACAAGACAAACAGCCAAGUAUUAGAGCUGCGGUCAAGUAAGGCCCUCUUAAAACUCGCUCUUGAAAACAAGUCUAAACAGCUUGCCACUCUUCAGGAUCAAUACAUUGCAUUAAAGAAGAGUCAAAGGCAUAGACUAAAUGUCUUAAACUACCAAAAAGCUAUUAAUCCAGCUAAAAGCUACCACUCAGGCCAAUCUACUAAACCCAACUGAAAAGAUACCCCAAAGAACCCCUGCUUCAAAAGCUCUCUCCAAAAAGCCCUGGACGAAGUCACCACCGAUAACCAGAACAAAUCCAAAAUGAUCCACCAACUCAAGCAUGAACUCAGCACCUUAAAUCCUAACAAAAAGAUUCCAAGAGUUAUGGAUGCUUGGCCUUCGGGAACCCCUAAUCAUAUCCAAGAUGAUCAAGAGAAGGGGAGAAGGCAAAUUCAGAGUGAAAAUAGUGGAAGUCAGAUAGAAAGGCCGUCACAAGGCAUCUAUUUUAGCAAGUUUAGAGAAUCUACAAGAACAACCGAGUCUAGGUCUAUGCUCUCAAAACAACAGGAGUAUUUACACACUAGCACUUUUGGGUAUUCUAGGGAAAGUAAUCCCCACAAAGUGGACUCUCACCAUGAUCUUAGCCAAACUGAAGUGCAGAACCCGGAAAUUUAUGAAGAAGAAAAGAUAAAAGAUCAGACCACAGUGAAAGAGUCACUUAGCGAUACUUGACUGAAGGAAGAAAUCAUGAAAGAGCUUAGAAAUGCUCAUAGUAAACUUGACCAUCUCUACCAGAAUGUCUUGUACCAAGAAUCUACUCCUCAAAAAAGAAGGGAAAGAUUCAAAGUAGCUGCUUUGAGAUGCAAGAAAUUACGCCAUAUUGGCCCAUUCCAAUAUGGUACAACACCAAAGAAGGUUUACCAUUAUGGAAGACAUCAGAGAUACUCAAGAAUGAGAAGAAUAUCUAAAGUAACCCAGUUCUCACCGCCAAAGAAGCAAGUGAAUCAUUCUGUUUAUCAUGAAUACCCUCUUGAGCAUAGUUCUGGUCUCAGGAUCUUAGACCAGCCGAUAAUCAGACGUAACUGAAAUAUGAGAGGCAGUAGGAGCUUCGACAGACUUCAUUACUAA
Messenger RNA from Moneuplotes crassus, 2226 nucleotides. Lineage: Eukaryota; Ciliophora; Spirotrichea; Euplotida; Euplotidae. The record is from the annotation of a GenBank genome assembly.